CGUCACCCAGCGUCGCAGAAGAACUGAGGAUGUCGCAGAAAGACGGAAUUCGGGUUGAUAGUCCUGGCGCGAAACCUUCAAAUUUACACUCUUCAUAAAAUUAACACGACACGCCCGAACGCCCGACCGAAUUUCACACCGCUGGACGACAGACAGAGAAUCCGAAGCAUGUCGGAGAGGACGCGGUGAGCUCGCCGUUGUUUUUCUUGUUAUCAUGUGUCGAAGGUCGCUGGUUUCGCGGUGAUGUGUGACGAAGCGAAGAUGACCGAGACCGGAGCGGAGAGAAAGCGGGGCGCGCAGCCGCGGAGGUCGGUGUGUGUGUAUGACUGCAGACCGGAGAGCAGCCCCGCGCCUCCGCGGACCCUCGACAUCACCGAGGCGGACUACAGCGGCUUCCUGCGGGCUCUGAGACAGGAGUUUUCGCUGUCGGCAAAUGAGACUUUUGUUAUCAGCACGACGGACCGAGGAGAGAUCGACGCAGAACAUUACAAGGAUCUGGUCGACGGGAAAACCUUGCACCUGUUCGAGUCAGCGAAUCAGAAGCUGAAUGCGGCGACCGAAGAGCGCAUCGAGUUUCUGCCUCACUACCAUACCCUGGUGCAGUGUGGCAUGUACGAGUACUACGCCAGCGAGGGACAGAAGGCGCUGCCCUACGCCUUCGCUGAGCUCAUCGAUAACGCUCUGUCAGCCACCGCAAAAAACACAGGAACCAGGACGAUUGAGAUCAGACUGCUGUUUGAUGAGUCUCAGGGAGGACCCGCUGUUGUGGUGAUGGAUAACGGAUGUGGAAUGACUUCUAAACAGCUGAACAACUGGGCCGUCUACCGUCUGUCCAAGUUCAUACGAGAAAACAGCAUCAAGAGUGAAGAAAGCGGUUACGUGCGUCCGGAUCCAGUUCCACGCAGUCUGAACAGUGACAUCUCGUACUUCGGAGUCGGAGGCAAACAGGCGGUGUUUUACAUCGGCCAGUCUGUCAGAAUGAUCAGUAAACCCGCAGGCUCUCCGGAUGUCCACGAGUUCGUCAUGUCUAAAGAAGACUUCGAGCGCAAGGAGACGAACAAGGAAGACAUUUACUCGGGCUUCAUUAGAAACAGGAAGCCUGGCGAUUACUCGCACGUGAAUGAGAGCGUGGAGCACUUUCUGCGGUCCGUUGUGGUCGAAGAAGAAGGAAAGGAGAGUUUUACUGCAGUUGUUAUCACUCGAGUCCAACAGGAGCACGUCACCUUCCUGAAACACAACUUCAAUCUGUGGACCAGAGAGCUGGCGCAUACUUACCAUUACUACAUACAUGGCGUUAAUGGAAACGACUGGAAAAAACCAACAAAUGACCAGGUCUCCAACAUUGACAUUCAGAUCAGUUUGUUUGAGCGCUCUCCUCGACUUCCCCGUGUGAUAAAUCUGAAGCAGGUGGAUAAUGACAUGCAGACUCUGUAUAUCAACUCUAGCGUUUCUACUUUUGAGUUCAAAGCCACCGGCAGCGGAGAUUCCUUGGUGGAGGGUCUGAUCCGUUAUCACCCGUUCCUCUACGACCAAGAAACAUACCCAGUGGAUCCCUAUGCAUUAGGUCCUAAGGAGGAUGAGGAUGAAGAUUGUGUAAUCUUGAACUCUGAAGCUCGAGGCAAACGGCCGAUCUUUGAGUGCUUCUGGAACGGGCGGCUCAUUCCCUACACCACUGUCUCAGAGUUCGAGUGGUGUGCAAGGCCGAAGAAAGUAGGUGCAUUGCCAGUGGAGUGUUAUAACCGGAUAUCAGGAGUUCUUUUCGCCAACGACCGGUUCCAAGUCAGUACCAACAAACUGACCUUCAUGGACCUGGAGCUUCAGCUCCGUGACAACAACACCAUUUUUACCAGAGUGCACAAUGGUCAGGAGCUGCGAGUGAAAAUAGAGAGGGAGUUUACUAACUGGUUAAGAGAAUGUAAUGAGCGUCACGAUAAACAGGUGAUGUUUCAGGGAUUCCUGGGUUCGGGGACACGUACAGAUGUCGCCCCAAAAAGGCUUCAGUCCCCCUGGGCUCAGUUUCACACCAUUAAGUGGGACGGCAGGGUUUACAAGAAAGGACAAUAUGUGAAGUCGGUGAAAACAAACCCCGUCUUUGUCGGCUCUAUAGUGAAGUUUUUGCUGUACGGAGAGCAUGAAGGAGACGUGUACGCCACCGGAGGAUAUGUCCAGGUUGCACUGGAACCGAAGGAGUUGUAUGAUGAGCUGAAGAUCAUUCCCAUCUCUAAGAUCGACAGGCUGGCCGCCGAUGCAACCAUUAAAAAGAAAAUCGAGGAUGAGCUCGCGAAACUUCCUGAUCAGCUGAGGAUGACGUGGCCUGAGGGAAACGCCUGGGCUGAGAAUGACGCUCGCCCGGCCGGCACACCCAUGGGCCCAAUUAAAGUGGAGAUUUUGAACAAAAAAGGAGACUCGAUGUCUCGGCUGCCCGUGGCUGGCUCCACUAAGAAGCUGCUGAUUGAGCUGAAAGUCAUCUGGCACUCUCCUAAAGGAGACGUCCAGACGAACUCCCACAUUGGAGUUCAUUCGUCCAAGUGGGAGUACUGGUUCAAGCCCAUGGAGAACUUCAGUAAGCUCGGGAAGUACACGCUGCACCUGCAGACCAUGCUGAGUGAGAGCUCGUCCAGCGCAUGGGCGGGAAAAACCCUGCCCAACCACACGCUCACGUUCUCCAUUAAAGAAGGUGAAGCGGCAUCUUUUGUUCUUGGCGCCAUUUCCUCUCCUGUCCAUGUCGGUUCCUUCGGUAUUCCUCUAGAUUUUAGGGAUGACUUUGAUUACCCCACCCAGCCGCCCAGCGGCAUCAAACCCCAGCUGGAGUGCAGUUCACUACAGCUGAGUUAUGAGGGAAUCGCGUUUGGGACCACUUGUGUCAUCAAAAAUGUGAGGGCCAAGGGAAAGAUCAGUCACCAAAGCAAGAGGUACACAGUGAAGGUGCUCAUCCCAGGACUGAAGCAGGACAGCCAGACUCUACAAAUUGCUCUGCAGCCUGGCCCUCCGCACGCUCUCGCGGUGUUUCCAGAAGAUGGCGUGCUCUCCGUUGAGAAUCGAACUCCGGCUAAUUUCAGAGUUGAGGUUCACGAUGAGCACCAGAACGUCACCUCUCAGCCUAAACUCACCGUCCGCUGCCAGCUGCUGGGAGCUCCUGAUUUGCCCGUGGAUGUGGUGGACUGCAGUAACACCGGCUGUGGACUCCUGCUGACUAAACCACUUCUACUGAAGAGCGUAAACGCCGAGCAGAUCCUUACUGCUAAGUUCAACAUUCCUAACCACAGGAGCGUGCCGUGCGUGGAACGACAGCUCCGGGUCUUGCCCAGCUCACGAAUAUCCCGUUUGGAGGUCUACAGACAGGAAGAGGGCUCUGAUGAUGUCAUGGUGCUGCAGAACUCCGAGUGCAUUGAUUGGACGGCAGGAGACACCCUAGGAAACCUACGCUUCAAACUGUAUGAUGAGGGCAACAGACUGGUUUCCCUUCAGCCAAAACUCGCCAGCAAGAUUAAGGUGAAUUGGAGCGCAGAUAUAAACGCAGAAGAGCUUUCUCAGGGAAAACUUCCUCCUUUAUGUGUCCCGUCUAAAGCGCAGAGAGAGCAUUUCUACAACGUGUCUCUCCACGACCAGCACACAGUCAGCUUUUCCUUCAUCAUCGUGCCUCGUCCAGAUGAGCCCGAGCGUCUGCGGGUCAGUCUCAGCGAGUCGGUGGUGAAAAUGGGAGAGAUUCUGUCCAGAAACAUAUAUGUUGAUGUCGUUGAUCAGUACGGGAAUAAAACGGACUGCCUGAACGCAGAUAAUGUGAACACUCUGAGCGUGUCUGCUGAUGGUCUGGAUCAAUCAGCUCUGGCCGUCGAGUGGCAGGCCGGCAGUGGACGGUUUUCUGUAUGCGGGGUGCGGAUCGUGGGACGAUCUCCUGGCCCGAGAGAGUUGUGCUUUAAGUACAAGGACAUGAAGGAGUUCGUGCAAAUCCAAGUCUCGGCGGGACCUCCGGUGCAGAUAAAGCUGCUGGAGAAGCCGGAGAUGCCUGUUCAGGUGGUGAACGGCCAGGGCUUGGACGCUCCUCUGGUCAUGCAGCUGUGUGACGAAUGGGGAAAUCCUUCACCAGACCAGAGGAUUGAAAUCAUGAUGAAUGCUCUGACGCCACAGUUGAAGAUAAAGUCUUUGAUAUCAUCUCAGCCUGUGGAUUCAGAAGGAAAAGCUUGCUUCGUAUUAGAAGCUAUAAGUGGUCCAAAAGGGCUGCAUCAGGUGGCGUUUCCGGGGUCUUUCGGCAGGAACGGGAUUCCCGGACCUGUCGUAAAACUAAACCUGAUCCCUGACCCCAACAAACCUGUCGAACUGUCUGUUAAAUACGACAGCGCUGCUGCUUUACGAGCAGGCGACAUCUUCCCAGUGUUUACAGUGAUGGCGAUUUCUGAAGAAGGCACACCGGUGAGAAACAUCUGCCCGGCGAACCUCUCGAUGCUGCUGUGGAAGGACACGGCAUCGGGCUCCUUUCCACCUUCAUCCGCCUCUUCUCUGAAGUGCAGCAAACGCACAGACGCAGAUAUGGACGACUGCUUCUGCUUCAGGGACAAGCAGAUUCCAGAUCUUGCGGGACAGUACGUCGUCCAGUUCGUGUUGGCUUUGGACAAGACCAAACACCUGUGGAGCAAGCAGACUCCACUAAAUGUUGUUGCCAAUAAAGCGGUGAAACUAGCCCCCGAGGCUCCAUCUUCAACCCCUGUUGUGUCCAAUGGCGGCGUUCGGGCCAAUCGCACACUUCUGGACCGCUUGCAUCUGAAGAUCAUGGACCAAUACAGUAACCCUGCUGGUGAGGGUUUAGAUGGAAAAGUGAUUGUUACAGUGAAAGACACAGAAGACAUGGUGCUUCCUUUGUUUGAGAAUGAAGAUACAAGUGUGUCUUACAGCCUCACUAACGGGGAGACUUUCAUUACCGAUUUGGCCCUUUUGGAGAACAGUCCUGGUGUGGAUGGAGCCGAGUACAUCCUUAAGUUCAGUCUUGAGAUUCACGACAACACUGUUAGCAUUGCUCCAUAUGUCCUGCCUUUCAGAUUCUGCAACGAUGCAGAGCAUCAGAAAGUCAUUGUGAGUCUCAGUAACAAGAAAGAUCGCCUUUCCCGAACCGUUUCGAUGUACCGGGAAAUUUUUGAUACCAAUAAACAACUAACCUCUGAACUGGAAUCUCAGGUGCGAGAUGCGACCCACAAAUUAAACGAGCUCAAACCGGAGCUCCUGAAAUAUAACUUGGAGGUCUCAGAACUAACCACCGUGUCCGCAAUAGAGGCCGUUAUAAAUGACAAGAAAGCGAUUUUAACCCAAAUGGAGAGUCAGCCUCUGAGGAAAUGUGACAUUUCUGACCCUUUCAAAAGCAGCCCGCAGGUCCUGGGCAAGGUGGGUCACCUGGCGCUGGUGGAGGAUGACGAUGCAGCGAAGGUGAUCUCUUGGCAUCUUCUGGGUGAUAUGGACUGUGUGGUGACCGAAACGACGUCCGCCGCCAAGAAGAUCUACGAUGACACACAAGGACGACAACAAGUCCUUCCCCUCGAGACGGUCUUCUGCAGACCCAAUGAUAGGCCUCUGCCUCACAUCAGGAAUGGCAAACCUCUCUUCUGUCCCGUCGGUAAUCCCGUGUUCGUUAAAGACAUGCUCAUUUUCCCCGAGCACGCAGAAAGCUGCAAUAAAGUUUUUUCAACUCUGCUUGGAGACACCAUACUAAUUGAUGAUCUGGAUUCUGCCAAUCAUUAUCGUCGAGGGGUUGUUCAGAAUAAGAUGCAGUGUCCCACGCUCUUAACGCGUCAGGGAGAGCGGAUCCGCAGCAACGGGAAAUUCGGGGGUCUCCAGAACAAGGCUCCGUCGAUUGAGAGACUUCGAGGGCAAGUGUUUGGAGCGCCGUUUCCCAAAGAGUACAAGCACACACGCCGUCAGAUAGACUUACUGCAGCAGUGCUGUGUUGCGAUGCAGAAGGCCUCUCAGGUCCAGUCUGAGUAUAGCGGUCAUUUGCAGUAUUUGCAGAGUCCUGAGAUGAAACGGAAACGACAAGACCUCCAGCAGCAGGAGCAAGAGUUAAAGGAACUUGAGAAAACCCUUGCCAGCACUCCCACACAGCUGUACUCUGUAAGAGUGAAAAGGAGCCUUGAGCCUGAAAUGCCUGAACCCUCGACCCCUUCUAAAAGAUCCCGCCGCAAAACACGCAAACUGGAUUCAUGAAGUUACAGGAGCUGACCUCUGGCGCUUUUUAAUUCAAUCAGUGCGAAAGAUUGUUUCAUAUUUUAUGUUCCUUGGAGAUCUUUUUUUUUAUAUUCUUUACAGAUUAUGCAGAAAGCAAA
Molecule: messenger RNA, 6308 nt
Organism: Puntigrus tetrazona (Sumatra barb)
Lineage: Eukaryota; Metazoa; Chordata; Actinopteri; Cypriniformes; Cyprinidae
Gene: smchd1
Product: structural maintenance of chromosomes flexible hinge domain containing 1
Biological process (GO): double-strand break repair; chromosome organization
Cellular component (GO): chromosome
Molecular function (GO): ATP binding; protein binding
Source: RefSeq, a predicted model, not a curated record